AUGACAAGCAUUAUGACAGCUAAUUCACCAGAACUUACCAGAACAUCCAGUAUUAGAAGGGAUACUAGGAAUUCAAAAACAACACCACGAAAAUCAACUACUUCGUCACUAAAUCAGCCAUUAGAAUUCAAAAUCAAACGUUCUUCUUCAUUAUCUUCGAAUGCAACCUCAUCUUCCGAGGCUUCUGUCAAGAGAUCAAGUUCCCUAAGAAAUAGCACUAGUACGAAUAAAGGGUUGAACAUAUUUGCAGUUUCUCCUUUACCGAAUUCUGCCACAUGUGAGACUCCUACCGAAAGGAUAUCUCAUCAGCGAAAGCUUUCCAGUUAUGCCCUGCCAACAUUGACCCAGGUAUCAGAGUCUAACUUCCCGAAUGAUAAUCAAAAUCUAAGAUAUGACGUACCGUUACCGUCUCAGGACAAAUUGAUAGCUAUGGACAUUGAUGAACAAUUAAGAUAUUUAGCACUAAAAGAAAUGUGUAUUGUUGAACUAAAAGACAAUAUCAAUAAUUUGAAUAACAAGUUGAAGUACCACAACAAGGAAUUGCAUAAAUUGCGAGAGAUUAUACAGAGAUCUUUAUACAAGGAAUUGUCAUCGGAAAGUACAGCAACCAAAAAUAAUCAAUCACAAAAUAACAGACCACGACAGAAUAGUAAUCCUAGAGAUGAGGCAAUCGCAAGAACAAGAACAAGGAGACGGUCGUCUUUAUUCCAUGAUAAUCGAGAGGACCAUUUAGAUGUUUCUCCUAGCAACAGCAUAUCUAAUGCUUCUACGUCUCAGGAAUCUUCAUCAAAACUUUGGAGUGGAUUAACUAAACCUUUAGAUUUGAUACAACAAUUUGACAGCAUGUUGCAAAAUGAAUUUGAAAAGUCUUUGAUAAAUGAGCGUGACCAAAAACGCCAACUACACAGCGACAACAGAAAGCGUUUAUCACAUCAAUCAAAGUCUUCAGAGGGUUCUAUAUCAAGUAUUGGAUCUAUCACUUCACCAUUGCAAGCAAAGUCAAAAGCUUUUGAGCAGAAGAAGAGUAAUCUGAAUAAUAGAACCACUACCGAUGAUAUGUUGCAAAAUGUAUCCUCAUCCAUAUGGUCAUUUGUUAAUGAUGUCAAAAACAAUGUAUUGUCAUCUUUGAAUGAGGUGGAAAGCGAAACACGAUCGAAGCCAACGGCAAUGUACAAUUUAGAGACGGGAUCAGCAGUCGAUAUUCGAGGGCCUCGCAAAUUAGUUGCUAAUGAGUCAGAAGGUGACUCUGAUACCGAUCUACUAGAGCCAGUGGCAAGUGAUGACGAAGAUAAUCUUGAAACAUUGGAUUUAUCAAUUUAUAGAAGAUGA
Molecule: messenger RNA, 1329 nt
Organism: Candida dubliniensis CD36
Lineage: Eukaryota; Fungi; Ascomycota; Pichiomycetes; Serinales; Debaryomycetaceae
Exons: 1
Coding region: 1-1329 (442 amino acids)
Source: RefSeq, a predicted model, not a curated record